Messenger RNA from Syngnathus acus (greater pipefish), 3160 nucleotides. It is a transcript of the gene cnstb, whose product is annotated as consortin, connexin sorting protein b. The record is from RefSeq and is a predicted model, not a curated record. The transcript is spliced from 12 exons. Lineage: Eukaryota; Metazoa; Chordata; Actinopteri; Syngnathiformes; Syngnathidae. Gene Ontology annotation, biological process: positive regulation of Golgi to plasma membrane protein transport. Bases 1096 to 1911 code for a protein of 271 amino acids. Gene Ontology annotation, molecular function: connexin binding. Gene Ontology annotation, cellular component: trans-Golgi network; transport vesicle; plasma membrane.
GCCUCGGCCACAUGUGUGAUUUAAAAGAAAUACAUUUCAAUCGCAUGAAGGGAAUCCAGUAAUGAGACGAGGUUGCAAAUUCCCCGGAUGGAAGGGUAAACAAGAUGAUCGUGGAGGACAGUCGACAAGGCUGAUGUGCACCUGCAUCCAUAAAAACAAGCGCCCGAGACGUGCGUUUCCUUUCGGGGGAGAAGAAGAUGUGCAAGCACACUUAUAAACAUCAUGCAGCGAUGGGUGCAGGUGAUUAGCUGGGAUGAGCAAAAAACAAUGGAUGCUAUUGGAGAAAGCCAGCGAAUGAAUCUGCUUUUACAAUCCAAGCUCUGCGUAAUAAAGACGUUGCCCAUCUCCCCCCUGCUUGGCCAUCGAAGUACUGAGACCUUUUCUGUUCUCGUCAAAACGAGACCAAGGAAGGACAAACUAAUACAGAGAGGAUUACUGAAGAAAAGUACAUGAAAGAAAAACUGGCUGAGGUGAUGGGUAAUAACAACAGUGAGCCGCCUAUGGUCCAGACAUUGCAGCUCAUCAGGAUGAUGAUGACAUCAGCAGUGUCACAGACAAAGUGAAACACGUCAUUCUGCAAAGACCUGCUGGUUAGAAGCAUCAUCAUCAUCAUCCUCAUGCUUCCUCCUCUGAGCGUGCUCCAGGCAACCAGAGCAUUAAGAUGAGCAGGAUGAUAGUAAGCCCCGGAAAAAUACUUUUUGUGUUCAGUAUGUCUGUAAUAGCAUGCAACCUUUUUUUUUUUUGUUACAUGAAUCCAUCUCGCAUGCAAUUAAAAACAACAUACCCCAAAAGGUCAUUGAAUAUUUCACGCUGUCGUUAAAUCAAGCAUUCUAAUCUCACCUCCCAGCUAAAGUUCAGCAUUCAUCAUUGUGACUCAUACUUUAAUAUGAGCGCAUCAUCACGUUGUGACACUUUCCACGAGGGGCAUAUUUGCUUAAGCGCACCUUCAUCAUACUGACAUCACGGAUGACAUCACCGGGUUUAUUUUCCUGCAGUUGACAUUGCUUCCGUCGGGAAACAUGCAAGGCUUCACGUAAUUAAUCGGACAUGAGAAACAGCAGGUGAGUUUCCUAGGUGUUUUGUUUGUUUUCUGGUAUGUUUCCAGGAAGCGUCUCCAGAUAUGGAGCGUCGAGCCUCAGCCCAGAGCUGCUGGCCUCUCUGCAGUCUCUUGGAGAAAAUACUGACUACACACUACUGCCACACUCGCUACACCAGAUCGCAGAAGCCUGCUCACUCCAAGAGGACUACCAGUUGGCCAUCCAGCUUCUCCAGCUAGAGAAGCUCUACCAUGAGCGUGUGCUUUUUAACCUCACUGUCCUGCAGGAGAACUGGGAGAGCCAAUGCAAAGAGAAGGAUGCUGACAAGUGCUUGCCUCCUGAAACAGACAACAUUGGUCAGAAACACAUUGAGACGCUGAGACACAUCUGUGGGACACACCUCAAACCAUCCCUUGGUGAGGAUAGAAUGCUAAUCGACGUAACAAGACAAAGCAAGAAAGAGGCGCCCCAUCAGGGAAAAGCAAGCAACCCUGAAAUAACAAAUGAAGAUGACAAAGAAGCGGGAAAAAUGAUCUCCAAGUCAAGUCAUCCGAACCAUCAAAAACCUGGAAUAUGCGAAGAGACGCUUGAGGAAAUGAAGGAAGAGGAUGAGGAAGAGCAGGACGUGAAGGUGGAGUGGCCAGCAGGAGUUCCGCAGGCGUCAGACACAGACCUGGCAAAACUUUGCUAUGUAGAUGGGAGUCUGUCCUCCGAUGGUCUGGUUUCUAUUCUGAAGAGGAGGAGAGCAUCCCUGGAUGGACUGCCACCCCCUGGCAACAUAGACAACAAGAUGAACUCCAAACGCAAAGUUCGCUUUAUUGAGCCGCAAGAUGGCAUGGACCAAGAUGAAAGUGGGUGCAGGACUCCUGCUUGAUCCUGCUUCUGCUGUGUCUAGUUACCGUGGUGAUCAGCGUAGGUGGGACGGCGCUCUACUGCUCCUUGGUGGACAAGUCGUCCACAUUUGCACCGACUUCACUCUGAACACGGACUUCUACGUGACCAACGUGUGGAGUUUCUUCCAAUGGUUUCCGACAUUGGCUGCCUCACGGAACAUAAGAGCCAUCGUGUGAAGUCCUGAAAUAGUUCUCGGUCAAGUCACAGACUGGUGACAUUUGUGGAUUUCAGCAUGACUUGGAAAUGGAGUUUUAAUCUCCAAGAAAGACCAAAAUAUAAAAUGUUUUAAGUCAGAAGAUGAUAGUCAACGUUUGCUUGUGUGGAUCGUUUAUCCUAGACAAAAUCUUUACCUCAGAAGGGUUCUUGCUACUUUCACUUGUGUCCAUAUUUUAACAUAAAUACUCGUUACCCUCAUUUGUAUCACUUUGUGGCUUUCUUUUAGUCUGAUGUUCCAAUUAUUCCUGACUUUCCAUUAUGAUUGCAGCUGCAUUGAUACAUGGAAUUUAUCAUUUGUACGCUUGCAUGUGUUUGUGUUUUUUUAAACAAUCGGUAAUAUUGUUUAGAAGCCAUUUCUUUUAAUCUAUCCAUCCACACAUUCACCAAAACCGCUAAGCUGGAGGUUAAGUGGCGGCUUCAACAGGGAAGCCCAGUCUUCCCAGUCCCCAGUCAAUUCUUCCUACUGUUCCGGAGGGAUCCCAAGGCGAGAGACUGUCAUGUCCUAGGUCGUCCCCAGGGCCUCCUUCCUUUUGGACAUGCAAGCAUCCUAAUAAAAUGCACGAGCCACACCCAUCUGGCUCCGCUCAAUAUGGAGGAGCAAUGGCUCAACUCUGAAUCCUUUGUGGGUGACCCAACUUCUCACCCUAUCCCUGAAGGAGAGCCCAGGCACCCUGCAGAGGAAACUAAUUUCUGCCCCUUGUAUUCGGGAUGGAACGUAGAUAAAUAUACCCCAUUACGGUCUUAUUAAAUACGGAAAAGUGGAAAGUCGCUUGACAUGCCCCAACUGUUUUACAUUCAAAAUCAGAUCUAAUAGAAAAUAGAGUUGGUAUCCUUGGUAUCUCAACAUUUGCAGUAGCAUGGUUGGGAAAAAGAUUGGAAUAAUGUUAACUAUUCAUACUCCUUUUAUAUUGAAACAGAUUUUUUGGGGGUAUUGGUAAAAUUAAUAUGAGCUAAAAAUAUGUAAAACUGAGGUUCAAUAUUAUAAUAUUGAUAAAAAAUGGGAGUAAAUAAAU